Messenger RNA from Hevea brasiliensis (rubber tree), 2792 nucleotides. Its product is annotated as G-type lectin S-receptor-like serine/threonine-protein kinase At4g27290. The record is from RefSeq and is a predicted model, not a curated record. The coding region runs from base 97 to 2562 and encodes 821 amino acids. Gene Ontology annotation, biological process: protein phosphorylation; recognition of pollen. The transcript has 7 exons. Gene Ontology annotation, molecular function: ATP binding; protein serine/threonine kinase activity. NCBI's taxonomy places the organism in Eukaryota, Viridiplantae, Streptophyta, Magnoliopsida, Malpighiales, Euphorbiaceae.
CUCUUAAUUCUCCCUCAACUCGUACCUUCUUUAAAUGAUUAGAUCCCAGUCCAACUCACACCCUUUUGUUGUUGGGCAAUAAAAUUUAGCAUUUCAAUGAAAGAUUUUAAGUUUCUUCUUUCUUUCUUCUCUGUUUUCUUUUCUUUCUUCACCUUCUCCAUUGCUGCUGAUACCAUUGCGGUCAACCAGACAAUCAGAGACGGCGAGACUAUAGUUUCUGCUAGUGGCAGAUUUGCUCUGGGAUUUUUUGGCUAUAGCGGUUCAAGCAGUCGAUAUGUUGGAAUUUGGUACCCUUUCUCCAAUGAGACUGUGGUUUGGGUUGCCAACAGAGAAAUGCCACUCAAUGAUUCAUCUGGGUUUUUGCAACUUACCAGUACGGGAAUUCUUGUUCUCCAUAAUACAACAAAAACUGUCAUAUGGUCAUCCAACACAUCAAGAGAGGUGCAGAAUCCGGUAGCUCAUCUUUUGGAUUCAGGAAAUCUUGUUGUUAGAGAGGCAAAUAAUACAAAUGACGAUAAUUACUUAUGGCAAAGUUUUGAUUACUUGAGUGACACGUUUUUACCAGGCGUCAAAUUUGGCAGCAACUUGGUAACUGGCCAUGAUCGAUACCUUGUAUCCUGGAAAAGUACCAGUGAUCCUUCUUUAGGUGAUUCUACAACUAGGCUUGAUCCCGGUGGGUAUCCCCAAAUCUAUAUCAGGAAAGAUGAGGGAAUAGUGUUUCGUUCGGGACCUUGGAAUGGUCUUAGAUUCAGUGGGAUGCCUAGUUUGAAACCAAACUCAAUUUAUACUUUCGAGUUUGUUUACAAUCAGGAGGAGAUAUAUUAUAGGUAUGUUGUUAUUGGCAACUCAGUUAUUUCAAUGAUGGUGCUAAAUAAUGAAGGUACCUUCCAGCGGGUUACAUGGUCUAAUAGCACUAAGACUUGGAAUCUGUACUUAACAGCACAGAUGGAUACCUGCGACAGAUAUGCAGUAUGCGGACCAUAUGGAAGUUGUAACAUUAACAAUUCGCCGGCAUGUGCUUGCCUGAAUGGUUUUGUACCCAAAAAUGAGCAAGCUUGGGAUUCAGGGGCUUGGUCUGACGGAUGUGUUAGAAAGAAUGAAUCAAUUUGUGGGGCAGGAGAAGGUUUUCAGAAGAUAUCAGGUGUGAAAUUGCCAGAUACAAGAAAGUCCUGGUUUAACAGGACCAUAGACCUUAGAGAAUGUGAGAAAGUGUGCCUGAAGAAUUGCUCUUGCACAGCUUAUUCAACUUUGAAUAUCUCAGAUGGAAGUGGAUGUUUGCUUUGGUUUGAGGAACUUAUUGAUAUCAGAGAGUACAAUGAAGACGGCCAAGAUUUUUACAUUAGGUUAUCUGCCUCUGAUUUGGAUACAGAGUCAAGUCACAGCUCCGGAGGGCAAACACGAGUCUGGAUCAUAGCUGUCUGUGUAUUGGUUGCGGUAGCUGCUUUACUGGUCUUUUGCCUACUGCUGCAUAUCAGAAGGAAGAAGUUUCAGAGAAGAGGCAGCAUAUCACUGGUGCAAGAAAGAGACUAUACAGAUGAAAGAAGGGAAAGAGAUUUUGAGCUGCCACUAUUCGACUUAUCAACAAUAGCUAAUGCCACUGACAACUUCUCAGAAUACAAUAAGCUAGGAGAAGGUGGGUUUGGACCGGUCUACAAGGGUACACUGAAAGAUGGGCAGGAGAUAGCUGUAAAGAGGCUAUCAAAGGAUUCCACACAGGGACUUGAUGAAUUCAAGAAUGAAGUCAUCUUCAUUGCCAAGCUUCAGCACCGAAACCUUGUGAAGCUUCUAGGUUGUUGCAUUGAGCUAGAAGAAAAAAUGUUGAUCUACGAAUAUAUGUCAAACAAAAGCUUAGAUGCUUUCAUUUUUGAUCAAAAGCGGCGAAAACUGCUGGAUUGGCCUAUGAGAUUCCACAUCAUUAAUGGGAUUGCUCGUGGGCUUCUUUAUCUUCAUCAAGAUUCCAGGCUGAGAAUCAUCCACAGAGAUCUAAAAGCUAGUAAUGUAUUGCUAGACUAUGAUAUGAACCCAAAAAUUUCAGAUUUUGGAAUGGCAAGGAGUUUUGGGGGAAAUGAAAUUCAAGGAAACACAAAAAGAGUAGUUGGAACAUAUGGUUACAUGUCUCCAGAAUACGCAAUUGAUGGUCAGUUUUCAAUAAAAUCAGACGUAUUCAGUUUUGGUGUUUUGGUGUUAGAGAUAGUCAGUGGGAAGAAAAACAGAGGAUUCUAUCAUCCAGAUCACAAGCACAACCUUCUUGGGCAUGCAUGGAGACUCUAUCUAGAAGAGAAGUCACUGGAAUUGAUGGACGAAUCUUUGAAGGAGUCUUGCAUUUUAUCUGAAGUGACGCGUUCAAUCCAUGUUGGUUUACUAUGUGUGCAACAGAGUCCAGAAGAUAGGCCUAACAUGUCAACUGUGGUAUUGAUGUUAAGUAGUGACAUUGCAUUGCCUCAACCUAAAGAGCCUGGUUUUUUCACUGAAAGGAAAGUAUUGGAGCAAGAAUCUUCGUCCAGCAAGGUUGAUACAUGUUCAGCAAAUGAAAUUACCAUUACAUUGUUAACUGCAAGAUGAAGAACACAUUUUUCUUGUUAUUUUCAUACCUUAAAUUAUUUGAGUUUGAUCAUUUGCUUCGUACAUAUCCAACGGAACAGGUUUCUGUAAAUUGGUUGGGCUAAAUGAGCUAAUCAACUAGUCUUUGAUUUGGUUUUUUAAGUGCAAUUGGCAAGCGCUGAUGUAUGAAUGUUGAAAAUAAGCAAACAGACAUAUUUCUGUAGCCAGAGUUAAAAAUUGUUGGAGUCCCA